Messenger RNA from Cotesia glomerata, 2286 nucleotides. RefSeq lists its product as uncharacterized. The transcript is spliced from 5 exons. NCBI's taxonomy places the organism in Eukaryota, Metazoa, Arthropoda, Insecta, Hymenoptera, Braconidae. The record is from RefSeq and is a predicted model, not a curated record. Bases 691 to 1464 code for a protein of 257 amino acids.
AAAAAUAAAAAAUCCAAUUUUUUAGAAAUAAUUUUUCGGAGCAAAUUUAUUUAUUAAAAAAAAUUAAAAAAUUGUCAAGCGACUGCUAACUUUGAUGUCAUAUGUUGAUAAUUAUUAUGACGUUAUUUUUUAGUGUACACAAAUACAUAUUGUAAUCGUAGAAUUAUAGUAUUGUAUAGUUAUUAUUGUGUGCCAUCUAGCGGCAAAAAUUGUUUCUUCAGUAGAAAUCUCAUGCUAAACCGGUAAAAAAAAUAUUCACUAUAGUGAAGUAUAAAUGUACAGCCAAUAUUACAAAUAAAAUUUUGUGGCGCAUUAACCGCCUUUGAUUACGUAUCUCUAACGCAUUAUUCGCAGACGAGGGAAAUGUUGUUUCCGUUCUGAAAUGAAUAAUAAACCAUAAUUUUAUAUUUAAACAAUCAACAAUAAAUCAAUACGGUGACCAAGUGACUAAAAUAAAAAUAACAACAAAUUUUGGUAAUAUUUUUUAAUAUUAAUGAAUGUUUUUUGAUUUUACAAUUAUUAUUACUCCCACCCUCAUAUAAUUUAGACGUCGGGGGUUAUAUGUAUUAAACAUUCCUUUUGCACGUGCAAGGCUUUGCGGACUAAAUAUUCGUAUAAUAAAUAUAUUGUAUCAAUUAUUGUUAUUUGUGUUAUUGUAAAAACAGUGAUUAUUAUUUAACGCUUAGAAUAAUGUCCGACAAUCAAAAAAAAGAUUUCACCUCAAACGAGGAGAUGGACAGUUUUGCAAAUGGUGAUUCUAUGAUAACAUUGAAAGGCGUCGUGACGUGGGUUGAUCGGAUGAAGGACACCAUUUCGGGGAAAAAAAUAUUCCGUUUUGUUAUGUCGAACGGCACGGGUAGACGCGUUAGAAUAAUAGUUUGGGAGCCAUUGAACAAGAUUUAUCAAGAAAAAGUCAGGAGCAAAAUGGCUGCGGAUCCAAGUUAUGCUCAAGAAGCCGAGAACGUAAUCAGGCAAGAAUUGGUUGUAACCAGCCAAUCCAAGGUAAAAUGGCCUGUCACUACUGGAAACGACACCGAAGUUCGCGCGCUAAUAAGCAUUGCGGGGAUCCCUAAUACUUUCGGUCUUGCCGUUGUCGCAGGCUACAUCAAAGAUGAAUUUGACGAGGUAACGUACAAGAAUCAUUCAUUUUCGUCAGGGUCCAUCACAGACGGCGCUUUGAAAACGAAAGGACAGGUCCGUAAUUUUAAUAAAGUUUUGGCGGGAAAAUUGGUCGAAGGUACACACGUCGAAGUCAAGGGACAAGUCGAACGCGAAAAGACUUAUGCAUUGUCGUAUAUUCAGUGCAACUCGUUCAAUGACAUCAAGGUGAUUGACGAUCAAAUUAUGACACAAGAACAACUCAGGGCGGGGUUCAGAUCACCGGAGAGUAAUGCGGCUAAAAGACCACGACUUGCGUCACCGGAUAAGGACCAAGAUGAUGAAACUCGCAUGCCUGCGGCUUAGUGUUUCAUCUUCCUCACCGCGAGGUGACGUGUGACCGUCAAAUAAUAAGGUUGCGUUAUUUGAUUUUUUUUUUGUUUUUAACUGGGCCGUUGGAUUUGGUUAAUUUUUUUUUUAUUUACCUCUUAUGCUGUUAUAUCAUUUUUUUCUUUUAAGAAUUUUGAUUCAAUUUAUCGCUGUCGUGUAAAAUUUUUGAAAUAGGACAGACAUUGCAAUGAUUCUUGAUAUUUUCAGCAUUAUAUCAUUCAAGUUAUUAAUCAUGAUACCGAUUCAUUUGAUUUUUUUUUACACUUUUUCGACAGAGCAUUUGCUCUGGGUAUCAAAUUCCAUACGUCGCCAAGUUAAAUUUUAUUCAUUUCAUUUUGUUUCCACAAAUACAUAUUUUCAGUUUUUUUUUUAGUUUUGGUUUAAAUUCAAAUUAAAACCGAACUUUAUUUAAAUAAACCUCUACUAACUCGAGAAGUUAAUUAAUAUGAGAAAAAAAAAAUUCUGAUUUACAUUAUCCGUUGUGCCCUUCGGGUACUUUUUUUUUGUAUUAAAAUUCUUUUUACGUCAUUAAUAUAUCAUUUAAAUCUAAUUUAAUUAUUAUUUAAAUCUAAUUUUAUCGUUUUUUUAUUGACUUAAGUCAAUUUGUCAAGCCAUCGAGAAAUGUUGAAACAUUUUGUCAUUUCAAUACAUUUUUACGCAAUGAUUUGAUUUGAUAAAUAAUUAUAAAUUUUUGCUUUCAAAGUAGUUGUUGUGCGAUGAGUAUUCCAACAUAAAAGUAUGAAAUUUUUUUAUUUAAAAAUAAAUAUAUUAAUAAUUCACUACUUAAAUUUCAGAUCA